CGAGACUCAUUUCUCGGAAGUCGUUUGCAUUUCUUAAUCGAAAUAGACGCGGGCUCUGCUUCAGCACUGGAAAGACAUCGUAAUGGAUCUGCGUUGGAGAUUUUCUUCGAUAUUUCUUCGUACUUUGUUCCUGACAACGAUUGACAUUGUUCAUGGUUCAUCAACCAACAAUAUCCUGCUAAAUGACCUGAAUCAUUUCGACAUGAAUCGUCAUCACAAGAUCAAUCCUUAUGGUAAACAACUGGCGCAAGACUACAUCAAGAACACAUUAACUUCUUUAGGACUUCAUACUUGGACUGAACAGUUUAAGGAACCAGGGAAACCACAGAUCGGUACUAAUAUCGUGGGUGUGUUGCCCGGUAGGCAGUAUAAAAAAAGAUACGACAGGCUGAUUCUGAUUGGCGCACACUAUGACACUGUGCGCACUACAAAAGGCGUUGACGACAACGGCUCAGGCGUUGUUGCUAUGCUGCAAGUAGCAAGAAUACUGKCUAAAGMUUCAAGUGAGUUCAAUAUUUCUCAUGGUAGAUGCACUCGUGAAUAUUCUGUCAUGUUUGUCGCCUUUGACUUUGAAGAGUGGGAGGACAGCGCAUUACCAGGCUGCGCAUGCGAUAAACUAGGGUGUGGAAGCCGUGCUUUUGUGGCCAAUUCGAGUCAGUAUUGGAAUUUGUCCCCCGAUAUGUCUAUCGCUCGUUACGGUCAGCUUCAGGGUGCUAUUAUCAUGGACACUAUGAUGAACUACGACUCCAAUCCUAAUUCACAAAUCGUGCCCCUACAACUGAAUACGAUUUUCCCCCAGCAGUAUAAAAGUAUAACAGCAAACCAGAACAGGGGUGAUUUCUUAAUCGCUACGGGACGAUAUACAGACGAUAUGCAACUGCUUAACACCUUUAAUUACCAUUACGGCCGUGUCGAACUGGGUAACAAGUACAAGCUGCAAGUUUUCCCACUUCCUUUUGAUGGACCGGAAAGCAACCUUUCUGAAAAAAAAAAAAGUCGUAUACGCCCUUUCCUCAGAAGCGAUCACGUCAGUUUCUGGAACGAAAUUACAUCCAACAGAGCCAUCUUCUUGAGCGAUACGGCAAACAUGAGAAGCUACAUGACAAAAUGUUACCACAAAGCCUGUGAUACCUUGAGGCACGUGACCAACGAUAUCCUUGGAUUUUUGUCCAAGUCAUGUGACACUAUUGUCAAGACAACCAAUUCUUUAACGAUGAGCAAGUGUAGGGCAAAUCCACCGCAAACUGAAGAUGUGACGCCUGCAGUAGCGGGAGUAAUAGGUGUGGCUAGUACCAUGUUUGCUUUUGUUAAUGGCUUCGCAUUAUGGGUUUGCUGUGGAAAGCGAAAACAGGAUGAUCAAGCUAAUGUUCUGGUUGAGAACGAUCAGCUUGAAGGGGGCAGGACUGACGUUACACCCCUAUCUGAAACUCGUGAGGACCAACCGUCUGAAGCCUGAAAGAACUUAGACAUAAAGGUUGUCGGCGGUGUUAUAGUCGUGCCUUGACACUCAAGAGAUGAACUUCAAAACUUCAAUUAAACUUCCGCUCAACUUCAAGACCUUCAAAUUGAAUCUAAUCCUGUAAACUAAAGUCAGGGCAUUGCUUCGAACCCUGAAAUGACGAAUGACGAAUUUACAGUUGUUCAGUUUGAUGUUAACUCAGACCGAUGAUCUUAUACGUAAUUCUGAUCACAACUUAAAGGUCUAGUUUUUGUGAAGUAAGUUUCGUGUUAGAACGGUUGUCGUAUAGAUUAGGUGGAAAACAAUACGACAAAUUGGUAGUUGUAUUGAAGCCUUACCGUAUCAUAGCGUAGCCGUGACUACGCGUCGUAAUCGGAUAAAUUAAUUUAAGACAUUGAGAGGCCAUUGCAAUGUUAUGGGAUGUUUUCAUUAGUACGAAAAGCACUCUAUUCUACUCGAAAUUGGUGAUUCCCACACGAAAAAACAUUAAUAACAUUAGUAUCUUUCGCGUUUAGACAUUCGUUGACAUUUGUUUGUUUACAAUUAGCUAACAUUGCAAAACAAACCGGCAUUUUAGGGGAUAGAGAUAGGAGAUCGGAUCGCGUGUUGCCAUUGGCUCCGACAUCUUUUUUUAAAUAGCAUAAUGUGCAAUAAGUUAUUACUGAUGUUUUUUACCGUAUAUGAACUUAAGUAAAGUAUAUACUUAAAACUA
Actinia tenebrosa (Australian red waratah sea anemone) is the source of this 2171-nucleotide messenger RNA. RefSeq lists its product as uncharacterized. Gene Ontology annotation, biological process: proteolysis. The record is from RefSeq and is a predicted model, not a curated record. Gene Ontology annotation, molecular function: metalloexopeptidase activity. NCBI's taxonomy places the organism in Eukaryota, Metazoa, Cnidaria, Anthozoa, Actiniaria, Actiniidae.